AGCCUAAAGCUAAUCCGCCAUUUUCUUUCCUUCUCGGGAAAAGGAGAAGAAAAAAAGAAAAGAAAGCAUUCAAAGCUAAGAGACCCACCCGAAACCCCAAAUUGAUAAUAUUGUAAAAUCUGAGGUUCAAAUUGUUAUUUUGCGAUCUUUCUUUCAUCCAAUCAUAAUACUCUUUUCAUCUCCCUCUCUUUUUUUCUUUCCCUCAAACGACGAUAAUUCGAUUGCAUAGUUAAGAACUCCACAAGAACAUCGUCCUCCUUCCCAAAUUUUUUUUCUUAAUACCUUGAUUCUGGGGCUAUCUCUUUCUAAUUCCCCUCUAUUGAUUUUGUUUCUCCCUUCCUGGAAACCCCCAAUUCGUCUAUGUGAUGAUUUUUUCCCCUCUUCAAAUCCUAAACCCUAAUUCUUUGAUCGAGUGUUGAUUUCUUUGACGACGGUUCUCGAGCUGAGUUUGUUGUACGGAACCUUCAAAAUUUGUUGUAUACGAUUUUUCAGUUAAUGGGCACGAUUAAAUCUUGCAGGGAUACCUCUAAAUCCUACUCAAAUCUUCGGUCGCCGACGCCUCCACCAGUGACUUUUUCAACUUCUCGUUUCGAGACCGUCAAUGGAUCGCAUGAGUUCAAGAUCAAUGGGUAUUCCCUUAAUAAAGGGAUGGGGAUUGGGAAAUACAUCGCGUCUGAUACCUUUAUGGUUGGGGGAUAUGCGUUUGCUAUAUAUUUUUACCCAGACGGGAAGAGCGUCGAGGAUAACGCAUCGUAUGUCUCGGUUUUUAUAGCGUUGGCGAGUGAAGGGACUGACGUUAGAGCCCUUUUUGAAUUGACGUUGUUGGAUCAAAGUGGGAAGGAGAACCACAAGGUGCACAGCCAUUUCGAGAGAAGACUCGAGAGUGGUCCUUAUACGCUUAAAUAUCGAGGAAGCAUGUGGGGGUAUAAACGUUAUUUUAAAAGAACAGUUUUAGAAACAUCCGACUUCCUAAAGGACGACUGCCUUGAAAUCCACUGUGUAGUUGGUGUUGUUAAGUCCCAUACAGAGGGACCAAAGAUUUACUCCAUAACACCACCACCUUCUGAUAUAGGCCAGCAUUUUGGGAAGCUUUUGGAGAGUGGGAAACUAACUGAUGUGAACUUUGAAGUAGAUGGGGAAACAUUUUCUGCCCACAAGUUAGUUCUUGCUGCGCGGUCACCUGUCUUUAGGGCACAACUCUUUGGCCCUCUGAAGGACCAGAAUACUGAGUGUAUAAAAGUCGAAGAUAUGGAAGCCCCAGUAUUUAAGGCAUUGCUUCAUUUCAUAUACUGGGAUGCUCUACCAGAUAUGCAAGAAAUUGUAGGUUUAAACUCAAAAUGGGCUUCCACUCUGAUGUCCCAGCAUCUACUUGCGGCAGCAGACAGAUAUGCACUUGACAGACUCAAAUUGCUAUGCGAGGCUAAACUUUGUGAGGACGUUGCUAUAAAUACAGUGGCAACGACAUUGGCAUUGGCUGAGCAGCAUCACUGUUUCCAACUAAAAGCUGUAUGUUUGAAAGUCAUUGCAUUGCCGGAGAAUUUGAGAGCUGUAAUGCAAACGGAGGGGUUUGAAUAUUUGAAAGAGAGCUGCCCAUCGGUUCUCACUGAACUACUAGAAUAUGUAGCAAGGGUGACGGAGCAUGCAGUGAUUACUUGCAGCGGGUAUGGAAAUGGAACAGUGUUAGAUGGUAGUUACGUGAAUGGAAGACGGGUAAGGCAGAGGUUGUAUUGAUGAUUUGAUCAUCAUCAAAGCUGUUUACUAACGCCAUUCCAACCAUUUGUCUUCAUGAAUAAGAUAGUAGAGAGAAAGCGAUGUGCACAGAGGUCAUUAUGAUUCAAAACAUGGUCAGUCUGUAAUGCACUAAUGAUUGCUAAUUCACAUUCUAAAUUCUGAGUUUUAGCAUUUAUUUUGGGUAUCCUAUUUGUAAAAAUCUGGAUGUUACGUGUCUGUAGUCUGUAAUUGAUGAAAUGAUAUCGUGUAUUUACCAUAUAUCAGAGAAUUCGAAGUCGCAGGAUUCUGUAGAAA
This is a messenger RNA of Cucumis melo (muskmelon), 2025 nucleotides long. Its product is annotated as BTB/POZ and MATH domain-containing protein 2-like. Gene Ontology annotation, biological process: protein ubiquitination. The transcript has 4 exons. Bases 496 to 1731 code for a protein of 411 amino acids. NCBI's taxonomy places the organism in Eukaryota, Viridiplantae, Streptophyta, Magnoliopsida, Cucurbitales, Cucurbitaceae. The record is from RefSeq and is a predicted model, not a curated record. Gene Ontology annotation, molecular function: protein binding.